Triticum dicoccoides is the source of this 1006-nucleotide messenger RNA. RefSeq lists its product as uncharacterized. Bases 321 to 851 code for a protein of 176 amino acids. NCBI's taxonomy places the organism in Eukaryota, Viridiplantae, Streptophyta, Magnoliopsida, Poales, Poaceae. The record is from RefSeq and is a predicted model, not a curated record. The transcript is spliced from 3 exons.
GUGGCGUGUACGUCUAGCACCGCCGCUCUCAGGUCCUACGUCUAGCAGGGGAUUCCUUUUCGGAUGAGCUUUGCUACAUCUACAGGCAAUUUCUCACAGAAGGAGAGUUACGGACUGACAUGACCCAGUUAAAAUCAAGGGGUGGGGUCAGCUAAAAUCAAGGAGGGGUGAAUUCAUGGUGGAGAGGAGGACACAUCUCCCCGUGAAACCAGCCUGUAGCACUCUUUCCGUAAGUGUAGGAUUUUCGUUUUCGGAUUUGGGGGAGGACUGCGGCGAGCCGGAGGCAGUGGCGCGCGCCCGUGGUCGGUCAGGCUCUGCUCAUGGCGAUUCCAGCUGCGGAGGCGCCGGCGCUCGACUUUGGAUCGACGUCGACUGCCAACGAUUCAGCAGCGCACUUGGGGGCUUCCGUUACGGCCGGUGGCGGCGCCACGGCGGCCGCGUCAGGAGUAGGCCCGCCGGAAUCAGUCGUCCGCCCGUUCUCUCCUGAUACGCGCCGGUCGGAUGAGGGUGGGGCACAGCCGGCGGCGGAGAAGGCUUUGUCUGAUGUUGAGUUCUCCGGGGGGAUCCUGCACCACGUUCAGCUCGGGCGGUGGCGAUGUGGCUGUCGGACGCGCCCAUGGCGCGGCGCCGCCCGUCGUCUCGCACGGCUCGAUUCAGUUCUUACCCCACAGUGCGCAAGCAUCCGCAAACACCACCAUCCGAGUUGCUGGAAGCGCAGGACAAGAGGGCCGCAAGCACCAGAUGAGCGGGCGGCGGCGGUUGAUCGUAUGCCGGCACUUGAAGCUGCCAUACAAAGGUUCGCUGACAGGGGGACUGAGGUAGUUGUCAACCUGGCGCUUGACACAAUUUAGAUUCUCUACCAGAGGCGUAUGAAUUCUACAAUCUUAUUCUCGUCGCUGGUUAAUUUUCCUGGUUAAUUUUCAUUGACAAAAGAGCUUGAAUUGCUAGUAAAAAUAACCAUCGGAGUUGCAUGAUUAGGUCCUUUCUGUCCAAUAUUAUUCUCGUC